This is a messenger RNA of Closterium sp. Naga37s-1, 1014 nucleotides long. NCBI's taxonomy places the organism in Eukaryota, Viridiplantae, Streptophyta, Zygnematophyceae, Desmidiales, Closteriaceae. The record is from the annotation of a GenBank genome assembly.
AUGACGGCAUGUCCGAGGCUGACUGACCCGCCUGCUGGUUUGCCACCCUCUCUUGAGACCCUCUGUUUGGGGCCCUUCUGGGGAGCCUCUUUCCAUGUGGUGGACAUCUCCCAGCUGUCGCACCUGAGGGUGCUGAAGCUGAACCGCGUUGGGGUGAUGUGUGGGCCUGCAAUCAGCAGCAGGUUGUCGUGUCUGGAGCAGCUGGAGCAGCUGGAGAUGAGUUUGGGAGGAGACAGUUGCGAGCUCCCAGUCCCCAUGACUUCGAUUUCUCUCUAUCACCUGCGCAACUUGCUGAUAGAUGUGCUGGGACUUUGCAGCCUCCCGGAAACCAUGGCGGCAGCGUUGCCAGAGCUGCGGCAGCUGGAGCUUCGUUCCUGGAUACCAAAGGAGCUGCCGGGAGGCAUACCGGAGCUCACCUCGCUGACGUCAUUGACGAUCAACGCACCUCGGCUGACGGCGCUACCUCAGGGCAUGAGCCGCUUGUCUCGGCUGCGCAAACUGGAGUUGAUUCGCUGCAACGCCUUGCAGCACCUCCCGGAGUGUCUCACCCAGCUGCACCAGCUGAUACUGCGUGACACCUCCAUCCCCUCCCUUCCUGCGAAUUUCGUGCAGCUGAUCGCGGACUUGGCCCUUGCAGAAUGGGUGCACCGCUCACCAAGGCACUAUCCCCUUCCUUCCCCAUACCCUCUUCCCCCCCAACCCUCUCAUCCCCCCCCCCUCCCCCCCACCCCCCACCACCCCCGCUUCCCCCCCACCACUUCCGCACGUGCUCCUCCCAUGUCCCGGAUCCUGACUCCACGGUCGCGCCGCACUGCUCUCACCCAGCUUCUCCUGCACCGGUUUCUUCUGGCCCAUGAGUCCCCGCCCUGCCCCUGCAGCACGGGCACACUGUUCACGGGGAACCUGCGGGCUGCUGAGCUGAGGCUGGAACUAUCCGCACCUGCGUCUCCAACCCCUGCUUCACCGUCUCCUGUCCGUUGCAUGCUGGGUGUGUCGUGGCCAUAUCUCUCUUGA